AUGCUCAGUAUACCUUUCCGCUGGAGCCCGGCUUCAUUACGAGGAGUUGACGUCACAACUGAGGCGGAUGCCUCCAAACAACCUUCUGAUGUCGGUGUCAAGACGGAUGUGAUGGGGUUGGAUGCUGUGCUGCUCACCGUUCCCGCGAAUCUUGCUAUUCUCCAAUCUGGCUAUGCACUCGCAGCGUCUGACGUCGAGUUCCGCAGCUCGUAUCAAUUAUUCGUGACAUUGGGGAUCUUUGUCGCAUACUGCAUCAAUUUCGGCACUGAAUCAAUGGCCAACUCCGGCUCGUGGCGUAUCACUCUUGGAAUCACAUUUCUCUGGGGCUUAAUACUAGGGAUAGGGAUCAUGUUCUUCCCGGAGAGCCCGCGCUAUGAUUAUCGCCAUGGCCGCAUCGACCGAGCGAAAAGAACCAUGUCAAAGCUCUACGGGGUGCCCCAAAAUCAUCGUGUGAUUUUGGAGGAGCUCAGCGAAGUCAAGGAUCAGCUCGAGGCAGAAAGUGCGUCUAAAGGGGGAUGGCAUGGCUGGAUCGAGAUGUUUCAAGGACCUCGUAUGCCGUACCGGAUCUUCCUUGGUAUCGUGCUACAAGCUUUACAGCAGCUGACCGGUGCUAAUUACUUCUUCUACUACGGCACUGUUGUGUUCAAUGGAGCCGGUAUUAAAAACACCUAUGCCACGCAGAUGAUCCUUGGCGGUGUCAAUUUCGGCACGACAUUUGGAGGUCUGUAUGUCAUCGAGCACUUUGGGCGCCGCAAGUCACUCAUCACCGGGGGCAUGUGGAUGUUCGUCUGCUUUAUGGUCUUUGCCUCUGUCGGACAUUUCUCCUUAAACGUCCACAAUCCUCCUCAGACGCCUGGUGCCGGGAAAGCAAUGGGGUUCGCCAUGACAUGGGGCCCUAUGGUGUGGGCGAUAGUCGCUGAGCUCUAUCCAUCGCGGUAUCGCGCGAGGGCUAUGGCAUUGGCCACGGCUUCGAACUGGCUUUGGAAUUUCCUCAUUGGCUUCUUCACUCCGUUCAUUACCGGUGAUAUUGACUUUGCGUACGGUUACGUCUUCGCGGGAUGCCUGUUUGCUGGGGUCCUGAUCGUCUACUUCUGCGUGUUGGAGGGCAAGGGCAAAACUCUGGAGGAGAUGGACAUGAUGUAUGUUAUGCGUGUUCCCCCAUGGAAAAGCAGCAAAUGGGUACCUCCACCUGCGGAGCACCGCAUUACCACGGGGCAUGUUCUGGACCGGAGGACAGCAGAGGGUAUUAGCCGGGCCGAAGGUUCGGGCAAACGAGACGCUGAUAAUGGCUGGGGGCACCACCAGCAUAUCGAUGAUAAUGCUGCUGGCCCAUCGUCAGCUUGA
Messenger RNA from Aspergillus thermomutatus, 1344 nucleotides. RefSeq lists its product as uncharacterized. Bases 1 to 1344 code for a protein of 447 amino acids. The transcript has 3 exons. Gene Ontology annotation, molecular function: carbohydrate:proton symporter activity. The record is from RefSeq and is a predicted model, not a curated record. Lineage: Eukaryota; Fungi; Ascomycota; Eurotiomycetes; Eurotiales; Aspergillaceae. Gene Ontology annotation, cellular component: plasma membrane. Gene Ontology annotation, biological process: transmembrane transport; carbohydrate transport.